Molecule: messenger RNA, 105 nt
Organism: Paramecium tetraurelia
Lineage: Eukaryota; Ciliophora; Oligohymenophorea; Peniculida; Parameciidae
Exons: 1
Coding region: 1-105 (34 amino acids)
Source: RefSeq, a predicted model, not a curated record
AUGAAUGAUACAAUUGAAUUUGAGAGCUCUCUCAAUGAAGUUACUCCCCAAGAAAAAAGAUAUCGUCACUUAUUUGUAGGAAUUGAACUUAACAUUCUUGACUGA